CAUUAGGUUAGGUUAGGUUCAUUCGUAAAAGAUCACGCAAUGUUAUCAUUCGCUAGGGAUUCAAAUCUGGCAAUAACUAGGAGUCUUAUGAAUUGAUAGUAUCGUUGGAAUAAUCUGAGAGUAAAAAAUGGACCACGAAGAGGAGUUUCUCAGUAAUUUUUUUACCCAAGUAUCACAGCUCUGUGUUGACAAGGCUAAAGAAUCUGUGGAAAAGGAGAAGGAAUUAUGUCGCACCAUGCAAACAGGUCCUUGGGGAUUGCUGCUUACAGAUCUGCCACAGAUCGCAGUCGCAGAGCGAUCUUACGCGGACUUGGGCUUUCUGCAUACUAAGAAUAAAGGCUUCCUGAGAAAGGAUAAUUCCUUGCGCACAAUAUACGAGUCGUCCAGAUCAGAUCUUAAGAGGGUGGAAGAUGCGAGUCGAGGAUUCAAUGCAAUCGGAGCAACCGUUGCAGAGGUCUCGGGUCAGCUCUGCCAAUUUCUUACGGCGAGAAUGCAGCUGAUAGAUUUCUACGAGAAGAUGUACAGCAUGGGAACGAGCAGGAGCGUCAAAUAUCAAGAACUGCUCCAGGUUAUAACCGGAAUUGUGGACGCGCAUUCACUUUCUUGUUCGCACUUGGCGUUCAUCGCUAUCAAGACCGCGCUGACUCUGGAGUGUGAAAUACUAGUCGAGCUACUCAACGCACAAGUUGAAAUUCAAAACUGGAGGUUUUUGCCGGCACUUAUGGCUCUGUACGGCGCCCAAACUCGAAUGUCCGCGUGGGAAAGAACUUUGCAGAGUAAAGAGUCGUGGAAGUUGGGAUUCGGGACAACUUUUCUGAAAACUAAUCCACAGCCGGCGUUAUAUCAAUGGCUUGUAAAACUAAAGAACGGUAUACUGGCUAAAUGCUCUCUUUAUUUUCACGCUACGCUCAGUCAGCAGGCUAGUACCGGUGAAAUGAGAAGCAUCAUGAGCAAACAGAGCUGCGACUAUUAUCACAAAAUGCAAACAUUCCAAAGAAAAUAUGAUCUCAUCGCUGUCCUGAUAGUCUUUCACGCCACAGGGGUAGACAGCCCUGGUCCAGGAUACACGCACCCUAAGCGAGAAGUCGAUACAUCCGAAGAAUUUUCCAUCAUGGUCAGCUGUCCGAGUGUCUACAUGCAAAUGCCUUGUCUGCAUUGGAACAGCAUUACCAAAGCAAUAAAGGAACGACACGCAGAUCUUUUGAGCAUGGACAAGAUAAUAUAUACGAAAAGUUUGAAGGAGCUCUGCACCUAUGCAAUGAACAACAUAGAUCCACGUACGACACUUGUGGUUGUUUUCGAUACGAGCAAACAACGUGACAAGGAAUCCCACGUAGCGACUUUCAUGCAGGAAAUAUGCGUUCAACUCAGAUGCAGCAAAAUUUAUGAAAGCCUAAAGCUGUCGAAGUGAAAAAUAAGCAGAGAUAUUCUCAAAGGUGAAUUAAACUUUUUAUACAAUUUACAGAAACUGUGCUGUGAAACACACCGUAUUAUACAUAUAAAAAUGAACGGUAUAUGUGGCUGUGUUGUACCUGAUCGAUAAUCUAAUCAUCUUGCG
Messenger RNA from Diprion similis, 1558 nucleotides. Its product is annotated as KICSTOR subunit 2-like. Gene Ontology annotation, biological process: negative regulation of TORC1 signaling; cellular response to glucose starvation; protein localization to lysosome. The coding region runs from base 128 to 1411 and encodes 427 amino acids. The transcript has 9 exons. Gene Ontology annotation, cellular component: KICSTOR complex. NCBI's taxonomy places the organism in Eukaryota, Metazoa, Arthropoda, Insecta, Hymenoptera, Diprionidae. The record is from RefSeq and is a predicted model, not a curated record.